AUGGUGUUAUUUGAUUAUCCGGCAAAGCUUCCGGACUCAUAUGUUGGGCAUUGGGGGCCUGUCACCGCCACAAUUGAUUGGUGUGAGGAAAACUACAUUUUUACUCCCUAUAUCGCCGAAGUGGUAAAUAGUUUUACCAAUUUCAUCUUUGUGGCCCUGGCAAUGGGCCAUCUGUGGAGUACUUUUAAGAACAAUUUUGGCAGUCUGUACGUUUUCAUCUCUAUUGGCUUUGCGUCAGUUGGAAUUGGAUCUUUCUUGUUCCACAUGACCCUGCGCUAUGAGUACCAGCUGAUGGAUGAACUGCCCAUGGUCUAUGUCACGGCGCUCCCGUUCGGCUACAUAUUCAGCUGGAACCAGCCACGCCUGGUGCAAUAUGCUUGGAGAGUCGGUACCUUUGCUGCCACCGCGUUGUUCACUUACAUUUAUAUAUACGUGCAGAGAGACCCGGCCUUUCAUCAGAUAUUCUACGCUAUUCUCAAUUUUGGUGUGAUCUACAAAACAAUCAAGACUAUCCAAUCGAAGGUCACAGAUCCAGACGCAAGAAAGACUAUGUACAAGAUGCUUGUGUUGGCCGUGUCCUUGUUUAUCUUUGGCUUCUUCAUCUGGAACCUGGACUUCUUGCUAUGUCCUAAUCUCAGAGACUGGCGUCGUAACAUUCUCGGUUUUCCGAUGGGUGUGGUGACCGAGGGCCACGGAUGGUGGCACAUUUUCACUGGUCUGGGAGUCUACUAUUUUAUCAUUUACAACCAGCUGUUACACACAUGGAUGAUCGGUCAGCAAGACAAAUACAAGCUCGUGUGGCAUGGAAUCUUUGCCGAGGUGAAACUCCAAAAGCCAAAGAAUGAGUAA
Molecule: messenger RNA, 849 nt
Organism: Ogataea haglerorum
Lineage: Eukaryota; Fungi; Ascomycota; Pichiomycetes; Pichiales; Pichiaceae
Exons: 1
Coding region: 1-849 (282 amino acids)
Biological process (GO): ceramide catabolic process; ceramide biosynthetic process
Cellular component (GO): endoplasmic reticulum membrane
Source: RefSeq, a predicted model, not a curated record